Messenger RNA from Vigna umbellata (rice bean), 1281 nucleotides. Its product is annotated as transcription factor MYB36-like. Lineage: Eukaryota; Viridiplantae; Streptophyta; Magnoliopsida; Fabales; Fabaceae. The record is from RefSeq and is a predicted model, not a curated record.
CACUGUGUUCUUAUAAUGACAUCUUUUGUGCUCUCUUUUGACAUCUUCUCUAAGCCAAAUACAUUCACUUUCUCUUUUUCUCUCUGCCAUUGAUCAAUCCUGGUGGUAUACUCAGUUCACCAGUGGCCAAGUAGGCCAUGGGAAGGGCUCCUUGCUGUGACAAAUCUAUCGUGAAAAAAGGGCCAUGGUCUCCUGAUGAAGAUGUCACCCUCAGAAACUACCUUGAGAAACAUGGCACUGCUGGAAAUUGGAUAGCUCUCCCCAAGAAAGCAGGGCUUAAACGUUGUGGAAAGAGCUGUCGUCUGAGAUGGCUGAACUAUCUCAGGCCUCAUAUAAAGCUUGGAGGUUUCACUGAAGAGGAAGACAAAAUUAUCUGCACCCUUUAUGGCAAUAUUGGAAGCAGGUGGUCCCUCAUAGCAGCUCAACUGCCCGGAAGAACAGACAAUGAUGUCAAAAAUCACUGGAACACCAAGCUAAAGAAAAAGUUUCUAGGAGGAAACACUGGUAGUAGUACUGUUGCCACAAGCUACAACAAUGGCACUGUCAGCGGUGCUACUUCUUCUGACCAAUUCUCAUCUUCUACUAUUCAACCUCAAGUUGAUGCCUUUGUCUUGAAUCAGAAACUGAACUCAGCUUGGUUUGACUCCUACAAUAAUCUGAAUCUGGAACAAACACCAAUUUCAGUUCCUCUUCCAAUGCCUCAGGAAUUAGUAUCGUUUAAUUAUAGUGCACCACCCUCUAAUGAAAUUUCAUUGCCAACUUUCAAUGCAGCUUCAUUAGCACAGCAGAAUGAAGAUAUACAAUGGUUUGGCUAUGAAUAUGCAGAGGAAAAUGAUCCAAAUUUACUUGCUUUUGUGCUUGAUGAUCUGCUGAUGAAUCAUGGGUCAGCAUCUUCUGAUCACAUUGCUUCGUCAUGUGUGGAUAACCAAGACUCGUUCUACUCAUCAAAAGCUUGAAAGAAAGAAAAAGGGAAAUUGUGGAAUGGAAUGAUAGUAGUGGUGACAAAUGAAAUAGCUCAAAUCUGGGCAAAGUAGUUGUUGUAUGUGGAAUUGUGUGAGCUUCUGAAGUGUUUUGAAUUGUGGUAGUAUUAGAAAUAUAUAGAUAUUAGUCAAAAGAUGUAGUGCAUGUCUUUUUCCAUGUUAGAAGAAUCUCACAAAUGGUAUGCUUUUUAUAGUAUAAAAUUUGUCCAAUAAGAGAGAGAGACUGAGUUCAAAAACAGUGAUCGCACGUGGUCACCAAAAUUUGUUGGUUUCUAAAGUGUUCAUGAAACUAGCGUUGGUC